AUUGAAGCCUCUUCAAAGUCAUUGGUGUUUAGACGCGAUGGUUAUAUCUUGUAUAGUUGGGGGCCAAAACCAGCCUUGUUUAUUAGCCCCACCACACAUCGCAAUGGUUUGUUUUCAUGAUACACCAUCGUCGCCACCGUUUCGACAAGCUUGCGGCACAUAUCGGUAAGCGGAUUUAUGAGGUCUCGCGAAUAUCAUGGGCGUCAGGAAUAAAAUAGAACGAGCAAAGGGCUAUUUGCGGGGGGAGUCCAGAUAUGAUCCUCAUGGAGCACCAGGUGUUGUUGAACAGCUAGCAAAAUGGAGCAUCGCACCUUCAACUGCUGCCGCCAUUAAUUUACAGGAGCCAACUGAAAACCCAGCUAACAUGGAUGCGGGAGUCAAAUAUCCAAGCGCUCCAGCGUAUCCGACGAACAUCCCAACUGUCCAGACUAAACUCAGGGGGACCAUAAAACCAGACGAGUGGAAGGACCUUUGGCUACAAGCAUAUAUCACUUCGAAAGUCCAGGAGCCGGAGUUGAUGGAAGAUUACACUCGAAUCCUUCUCCAUGAAUUAAAUACAACGUUCGGGGGAAACAAUAGCCGAAAUGCGCCAAUCUCCAACCAUACAUUAGUACAGUUAAUGAGGAAAAAGCUGGAUGGUUUUUCAAUUCCCUCCAGUCGAUCUGAGGAUAAGAUUGAGAAAGUUGUCAAAGUUCUGAUGGCAGCCAAGAGUUUUAUUGAUUUCGCUUUUCAGAGUGAACCACAUGCUGCUGUAGCUUGGGCUGGCGUCUCCAUGUUUCUCCCUCUUUUGAUCAAUCCCAUCACAGAGAAAGCGGGAUGUCGUGAAGGAUUAGAAAAGAUCCCACCACUCAUAGAUCGAUAUUCUCUCCUCGAAAUGUCUGUUUCAGACCCGACCAGCACGAAUGAAAACCGGAGCAGUAAAGUGAAACAGCAGCUGAAGAAAACUAUACUUCAACUAUAUACCAAAAUCUUACUUUAUAAAGCUCGAGUUUCGAAUGGACUCAACACCUCGCAGAAGGUCGAGGAUUACCAGGCUUGUUUUCAGUCAUUCCGGACAGGAAAUCUGUAUGAACUGCAAAAAAAUCAAAAUCCCUCUCGCAUUCCAGGAACGUGCAAAUGGGUGCUUGAACAUCCUACAUUUAUGGAUUGGAAGCAAGGAAAUGGGCCGGGUGUUCUCUGGAUUUCGGCAGACCCAGGCUAUGGCAAAAGUGUCCUUUCGAGAGCGCUUGUUGAUGAAAACCUUGUCGCAACAGAACAAACCACGGACGUAUGUUACUUCUUUUUCAAGGAUAUCUCGAAAGAGCAACGCAGCCUUACGAAAGCCCUUGCUGCCCUACUUCAUCAGAUAUUUUCAUCUCAAAAACACCUCCUGAAGUAUACAGAGCCUAGUUGGGCAAAAAACAAUAUUGAAAUCGCGAAUUCAGUGCAGGAAAUGUGGGCUAUCAUGGAGAACAUAGCUACGGAUCCAAAUGCAAGAAAUGUGAUAUGUGUGCUGGAUGCUUUAGACGAGUGCGAGUCUUCCGAGCGAGAUUACUUUCUUGAACGACUACAAAAAUUGUAUAAGAUUAGUGUACAUGACAGAGUCACUCGGUCGUCUAAUUUCGGUCUCUCCACUGACUCGCUUAUUUCAAAUUUGACUGCCGAUUCAAAGACUUGGGCGAACCAUACUGACUUACCACCACUGAAGGUGAAGUUUCUCAUCACCAGUAGGCCUUACUAUGAGAUUGAAGAGCAAUUUAAAAGUCUCACAAAUACAUUUUCAGGAAUUCGCUUGGCGGGUGAGGAUACUACGGCAAUGAUAAAACAGGAAAUCAAUCUUGUUAUUGAUGCUGAAGUGGAUAAGCUCAAACUUCCCCCGAAAACUAACACUUGGCUCCGCUCUCGACUAAAAGACACAGAACAUCGAACCUAUCUCUGGCUAUAUCUAAUCAUGGAUACGAUACGCCAUAGCGCUAUAGCUUGUAGUCAGGAAAAGAUCUUUAGAAGAAUAUUAGACGCUGAAUUACCUUCUACAAUUGACGAGGCCUAUGAGGCGAUUCUGCGUAAGAGUCCAGAUAAGCAAGAAGCUACCAAAUUACUCCAUAUUGUAGUUGGGGCCGAGCGACCUUUAACACUAAACGAGCUUAAUAUUGCCCUCAAUAUAGACAAGUGCUACGACGGAUCUCAAUCUUUCGAAAAUAUUGAGCUUGAAGACCCCGGAAUAUUCGCCAGACGGAUUCGAAGACUUUGCGGUCUUUUUGUUUCCAUAUCCAAUUCGAGAGUAUAUCUCAUUCACCAGACCGCAAAAGAGUUCCUCAGGUCGAAAGACUCAAGUCCUGCACCGACCGGCUGGAAACAUAGCUUGAGUCGACUAGAUUCUCAUUCAAUCUUAGCUGAGAUCUGUGUCUCUUAUCUCUAUCUGAAAAUGUUCUCAGAAAACAACACUAAACACCAGUGCUUUAUAAAAUCGCCCGAAGGCCAGCCACACAUCUCAAAUGAAGGUCGAUUCAUGUUUCUCAAAUAUGCAUCAGAUUAUUGGAUGAAGCAUUGGGACAUAUCUCCUUCUGAUAUCGAUAUGCCAACAAUCAUCGAAUUAUGCUCACCAUCAGUUCGGCGCUCAAUCUGGCUUCGGGCUUGUUUGGGAGGAAAACACCCCCCAAAACACCUCCAGGACAUCGCCUGUACAAUUUCGGAAUUACUGAAACUAGACGAUUUUGAUAAAGUAAACGCCAUGUCAACGCUCAUGAUAACGUCAUGUCUUGGCCUUAUCAAUGUUUCUAGAGCUCUUUUGGCCAGCCCAUUGUCACAUUCUGAAGCGAAUGAAUUGUGUAAAAGAGAAACCGCAUUAUCUUUGGCAAUACACAAGAAAGAUUAUAAAAUGAUAGAUUUCCUCAAAUCCUCCGUUGCCAAUACAGGUAGCAAUAGUUCCGACGAGAAUGUUCGAAUCGCUUUGGAAGUUGCUCUCAAGCAAAAAAACUCUGGUCGUUUGACUGUCUUAUUGAACAACGAAGCUAAAACACAUGCUGCAUUAAUUAUGGCCCUGGAAGAUUAUAUUCUCCACUGGAGCUCUGAACUUUUCGACUUCAUACUGAUGCACAAUGGACCACUUACGCCCUGUUUGAGGGUCCGACUUCUGAAAAUUGCAAUAUCAAACAAGAAUGUUGAAAAUGGUAUACGAGCUGUCAAAUUUGUGCUAGAAUGCCCUCACGAGCAGAGUGUGGAAGAAACAUUGCAAGAGCCCUUAUAUUGGGCACUGACGGGGCAUGUUCUUAAUGUCGGCAUUUGCUCAUUAAUCAUUAACGAUCCGACAAUACAUGACAUUGACAACUGUUGGGAACUCAACGAUCGUACUGGCAGUAGGCAGUCAAUAGUUCAUUAUGUUACUAGCCGCUGUUAUUCCCGCAGGCUUGAGUUCCGUCAGUACCCAAAUGAAGUAGCGCUCCUGAAAAUUCUAGGGGCUCGCGGUGCAUCCUUCGAUAGACACUAUAACGGUUCGACAUUUUUGUACGCAGCUCGUUAUAGCCAAGUUGAUUAUUUUCGGGUUUUUAUCCAAGGGAAUCCUAAAUUAGCAACGUUCUAUAUCAAUGGAGAUGGACUUCAUGUGACGCCUAUGGAAUUCGCAGCCAGCAAUCGUAAUUUUGAUAUGAUCAGGUGUCUUUUAGAGCACGGUGCGAAUAUCAACCGAAGUUUCAGCUUCAGAUUACCUUGCUUUGAAGAAGAUUAUUUUUCGGCUAUUUUGACUGCAAUUGAACAUGGAAAUGUUGACAGCAUGUCUGAAAUCAAGGUGAAAGGAGGAUUACUUGACACCCUGUCAAUUCAGCAAGUUCAGAAGCUCAUCGGUCAUGGUUUUGAUAUCAAUAUGAAAAUCAAGGGUCAAAAUCUUCUUUCAUAUGCGGCAUCUUGCGGGAAUGUCUAUCGGGUCCAAUGGCUAAUUGACCACGGAGCUGAUGUUGAUGGACGAUUUCAGAAUGAGCAAUCUAUUCUUUCGUCACCAUUAAUGGAAACGAUUUGGGGAUGCAAAAGUGCCACGGCCGCAUCAUUGAUUGUUAAGAUUCUUCUCAACCAAGGUGCAAACGUUGAUGGGCCUAGGUGUUACAAAGUACAUAAUGGUCCCAUCGUGGCAUCUUGUUCUCACCUUGCUAUUAUGAGGGACAGUGUUGGAAUCCUGCAAACUUUACUUGAACACGAUGCCGACGUGAACCUUCAUGGGAAUGACCAUGGAGUUCUUCUCAAAAAAGCAGCUGUCAACGGGCAGGUGCAGAUUGUCAAACUUCUCGUAUCUCUUGGAGCAGAUAUUGACAUUGUAGGAAAAGGCCCCCCGAUCUUACAUGAAGCUAUAUUCAAUCGACAAAUAGAGGUCGUAGUCGCCUUGCUCGAUCUCGGUGCUUACAUAAACAUCGUUGACCAUACCCAACGCACACCUUUACAACUUGCAAAGGAUAUGCAUUAUACAGAAAUGGUAUCUCUGCUGCUGAGACGUGGAGCAUUAUAA
This is a messenger RNA of Botrytis sinoallii, 4471 nucleotides long. RefSeq lists its product as uncharacterized. The record is from RefSeq and is a predicted model, not a curated record. Gene Ontology annotation, molecular function: protein binding. Bases 197 to 4471 code for a protein of 1424 amino acids. NCBI's taxonomy places the organism in Eukaryota, Fungi, Ascomycota, Leotiomycetes, Helotiales, Sclerotiniaceae. The transcript has 6 exons.